GUUUACUGUUUAUUUAUUUGACAGCACGUAUUUGAAUUUGUUUUGCAUUCAUAUUUUUUUCAAGAUUUACCAGUCUCGUUUUCGCAACCAUUUAAUAUUUUUUAUAUUGAAUACUGUGAAACAAAUAAAAUACUAAAUAAGAUGUCGACUGAGGAUACAGAACAGUAUCGCCAGUUCAUAGAGAGAUUGCAGAAAGAAGAACAUAGACCGGCUGCACUGAAUGAUAUCAAAAACUUGUUGGCAUAUAAGCCUGCAGGCGAGGCUAUCACUACCAUAAGAGAUGUUGGGAUAUCUAAAAUCGUUCAAUGUCUAAAUGUACCUAACACAUCUCAUGUAGAUUUAACAUGCGAAGUUCUAAGGGUAUGCUUUGAGAAGUUUCAACCUGGAGAUGUGGUGAAGAACUAUACAAGUCAUAUCAUGUACUUGCUUCGUCAUGGAAAUAGUUGUGUGAGGAGACUAGCUAUUGAUCAAGUACAGAAGGCAGUUACUACUAGUCCUACAACAUUGCCGGUACCACAAUACAUUGAUGUGUAUGUAGCAGUGGCUCAAUUAGUCAGCGAUCCAGAUAUUAGUGUUGCCAAUUCAGCUGUGUUGAUAACAUCUAACUUGCCACAUGAGGCUUAUAGUAAAGUUUUGGAAGAGAUGCGGAUUGCCCUUGAGUAUAAUAGCAGCAGCAAGUGUAAUGUUUUUGAGGUUGUGGUCCAUAUCUCAACAAAAUCCUAUGAGCUGUUUAAACUGUGUGCUGACCUGAAAUAUGUGGAUUUCAUGAUAUCAGAACUACAAACUGAUGAUGUACUGUACCAAGUCAACAUUCUAGAACUGCUAUCAAGGUUGAUUAUCAAACCUCAUGGCAUCAAUUAUCUUGUAAAAAAUGGAGCACUGCAGAGAAUUUUGGGUCAUGUUACAGAGUUGCAGAAUAAUCCUCUUCGUGGGUUGUUGAUACCAGGAUACAUGAAGUUCUUCGGGUGCAUUGCUCACAGUUACCCUAAAGAAAUAUUUGAGAAACACUCAGCAGUUUUUGAUACACUAUUUGAAGCCAUUGAAUCUGGUGACCAAACUGUUUUACCUGUUGCAUUGGAUACUUUGGGAUUUAUUGGUACAACUGUGGAAGGAAAGUUAUGCUUGGCUGCACUAGGUAUCAGAUACACGCAGGCUGUGGAUCACGUCAGUCAGCUCAUCAGGAAUAGUGACACUGAAACCAAGAUUCGUGCUUUGCACUGCUUUGCUGGCCUUAUGAGCAUUGACAAAGAUCCUAGUGUGUCCAAAAACACACCUGUUGACCACAGGGUGACCUUAAUGACUAGAGAAUGGUUUAGAACUUUGGAUCCUAAGCCUAUGGAAACCUUAUUUGAUAUCUGCAAAAACCCAUUUCCUGAUAUAAGACAAGCUGCAUUUAUAUUGUUGGAUGCAGUUUGUCAACAUCAAUGGGGUGAAGAAAUGGUUGCUCGAGCUGCAGGUUUCAUUGAAUUUCUUCUAGAUCGUUCCAUAGUUUAUACAAAGGAGACCAAUGAAGCUAAGUAUGAUAUAAUUAAAAGGCUGGCCAAUUCACCAGCAUUUGAUUCUACUAUUAUUGGGCGACUUCAUACUUAUGUAGAGCAAGGUCCAUUUUAUUCUGAAAGUCAGUUGGAAGUUGCAAUGGAAGAAGGAGACUGAAUUAUCUAAUUAAGUCAAUAAAACAUGCAUUGUGUCAAUAUCGUUUUAACAUUACUUUCGGCUUUUGUACGCCAAACAAUUUCAAAACAUUUAACUCACAAAGUGUGGCAAGAACAACUUUAUACAUUAACAAUAUUAACUAUAGUAAUUGGAUAUCCAUUUUGUUCAUGUUAUUUCUUACAGGAAAUUGACAAAUUGUGUUGUUUCAUCCAAGUGUGAUGAGAUGGUUCAAAAAACAAUUCAUUCUAAAUGAACUAUAACUGUUGGCAUAUUUACUAAAAAUACAAGAUUUAUUUUAGUUUCAAACAAGAAAUGUAAAAUUUAAUUUUUUAUUAAAAUAUUGUUGAUCUA
This is a messenger RNA of Helicoverpa zea (corn earworm), 2004 nucleotides long. Its product is annotated as 26S proteasome non-ATPase regulatory subunit 5. The transcript is spliced from 7 exons. Lineage: Eukaryota; Metazoa; Arthropoda; Insecta; Lepidoptera; Noctuidae. Bases 142 to 1653 code for a protein of 503 amino acids. Gene Ontology annotation, biological process: proteasome assembly. Gene Ontology annotation, cellular component: cytosol. The record is from RefSeq and is a predicted model, not a curated record.